CCGGGACACUCCCUUUCUGCACCACUACUUCUGCGGAAAAGCUGAACUCAGGAGGAGCAUACACAUUCCAGUUCGUGUUUCCACCUCUCUAACUGAACGACUCAAGAUGUCCACCAAGGAGAAGCUGAUCAGCCAUGUGAUGAAAGAGGAGCCUGUUGGCAGCAGGAACAAGGUGACGGUGGUGGGUGUCGGCAUGGUGGGCAUGGCCUCUGCCGUCAGCAUACUGCUCAAGGACUUGUGUGAUGAGCUGGCCAUGGUUGAUGUGAUGGAGGACAAGCUGAAGGGUGAGGUCAUGGACCUGCAGCACGGAUCCCUCUUCCUCAAGACAAAGAUUGUGGGAGACAAAGACUACAGUGUGACAGCCAACUCCAAAGUGGUGGUGGUGACAGCUGGAGCCCGUCAGCAGGAGGGCGAGAGCCGUCUGAACCUUGUGCAGCGCAACGUCAACAUCUUCAAGUUCAUCAUCCCAAACAUCGUCAAGUACAGCCCCAACUGCAUCCUGAUGGUGGUUUCUAACCCAGUGGACAUCCUGACCUAUGUGGCCUGGAAGCUGAGUGGUUUCCCCCGUCACCGCGUCAUUGGCUCUGGCACCAACCUGGACUCCGCCCGUUUCCGCCACCUCAUUGGAGAGAAGCUCCACCUCCACCCUUCCAGCUGCCACGCCUGGAUCGUCGGAGAACAUGGAGACUCCAGUGUGCCUGUCUGGAGCGGUGUGAAUGUUGCUGGAGUGUCUCUGCAGGGUCUGAACCCACAGAUGGGGACUGAGGGUGACGGUGAGAACUGGAAGGCUAUUCACAAAGAGGUGGUUGAUGGGGCCUAUGAGGUUAUUAAGCUGAAAGGCUACACCUCCUGGGCCAUUGGCAUGUCUGUAGCUGACCUGGUGGAGAGCAUCAUUAAGAACAUGCACAAAGUUCACCCUGUGUCAACACUGGUCCAGGGCAUGCAUGGAGUGAAGGAUGAGGUGUUCCUGAGCGUCCCUUGUGUCCUGGGCAACAGCGGCCUGACAGAUGUGAUUCACAUGACCCUGAAGGCCGAAGAGGAGAAGCAGGUGCAGAAGAGCGCCGAGACCCUGUGGGGCGUACAGAAGGAGCUCAUCCUGUGAAGAGCCUUCCUCUGAAGCCACUCUGACGCCCUCCUCCUGUACCCCUUACUGCAACAGGCGAAUGAAACCUCUGAAUGUCUAAGAAGUGUGUGUGUGUGUGGGCUAGAUUCUAACUUGAAAUAUUAAAACAUCUGUUGUUGUCCUGUCUACAGAACAAAAGUGUGGCCUCUACAUUGUAAGGGUAAACACUUUAUGUACUGUAAUGUUUCUGUGCCCUGUUACUGCUUCUCUCUGCACUCCUUGUCUGGAGUUUGUAUUUGUUCUGUGUGUUCUGUGAUUGUUGCCAGUUGUUUUUUUCCACUUGGUCAUCUCUUUAUUUUGGAGUCUAAUGGAGACAUUCCAUUCACUAUGAGGAGAGCUUCCUACUUAGUCAUAAUGCUGCUGCACAUAUCACUGGGAUAGAACCCUGUGAUACCAAAGUACCUUGAGUAAUCAAUGCUAUGUUUACUGGUUGGCAUUGAAGCCUUUGUUAACCAAUCUAACCACAAGUGCACUGACAGAAACAUAUUUUAAAAGUCAAGGUUUAAGAUGCUGGUUAGAAAGGAGAAUUAGAAUGGCUGCCAACAAAGUGACUUAAUUUAACUCUUAAGAGAUAACAGAGAACCAAAUGGGAAAGAGUCAGCUACAAUCAUGGCAGAAACUAUUGACCCUGGAAGGUGUUUGUUUGCGCACCGUAAAUACCAUAAAGGGUUUUGUAUUUAUUCAACUUCACUCUGGUAAAGUCAUCAAGAGAAAAAGGACUGUUAUUUAUAAUUGUUAAUAUGGUUAGGAUCAUGUAAUGUUACAACCUUCACUGAGGAAUUGUACCUGUCAUGGCAGCUAGAUAUUGAUUAUUUUUUGCUGUAACAUUGAAUAAAUCUGCCUGGAUAGUGAAA
Notothenia coriiceps (black rockcod) is the source of this 1977-nucleotide messenger RNA. RefSeq names its product lactate dehydrogenase A4 (gene ldha). Bases 107 to 1102 code for a protein of 331 amino acids. Lineage: Eukaryota; Metazoa; Chordata; Actinopteri; Perciformes; Nototheniidae. Gene Ontology annotation, cellular component: cytoplasm. Gene Ontology annotation, biological process: lactate metabolic process; pyruvate metabolic process. The record is from RefSeq and is a predicted model, not a curated record. The transcript has 8 exons. Gene Ontology annotation, molecular function: L-lactate dehydrogenase (NAD+) activity.